ACCCCGAAAACAGCCACACUGAUAAGUGAUACCCUAUCCUCUCCUAUAUUAAGACUCAUCAAGCUAAGAUCGUCUUCACCUCCCAACCUUCCUUCUCUUUUCCUGCUUCCUCUAUCCCAACACACAACGCCACCUCCUUCUCAUGUAUCAGAAGGGAAUCAUGGCUGCCGGUGCCGCUACUGAGAAUUGGGGUGAUUCCAGCAUGAGUACAUGUAUGGCAACUGGACAUCAAGUUCAUUCUGUGGUUGGAAAUGGUGCCUUGACAUUUGACAUGGACUAUGAGCGCUGGGUCAAUGAGCAUCAGCAACUGAUAAAUGACCUGAGACAAGCUUUUAAUUCCCAAAAGGGGGAUGAUGAUCUGCAUAUUGUUGUUGAGGGUGUGACAGCACAUUAUGAUGAAUUAUUGAGGUUAAAGAUCAUCGGGGCAAAAGCUGAUGUGUUUCACAUGUUCAAUGGUAUGUGGAAGACGCCCGCAGAAAGAUGUUUUAUGUGGUUAGGUGGGUUUCGAUCGUCUGAACUUUUGAAGAUAUUGAGGAACCAGCUUGAGCCAUUACCAGAGCAGCAAUUGAUGGGCUUGUAUAAUUUGCAGCAUUCUUCAUUGCAGGCUGAGGAUGCUUUAUCACAAGGCAUGGAAGCAUUGCAUCAAUCUCUUUCUAGGAUACUUUCUGACUCUUCAACCUCACUCGGAUCCACUAGUUCUGGAAAUUCUGCCCAAUUCAAUAUGGGUCAAAUAAUGGAUCUUGCUAUGACCAAGCUUCACUCUUUAGAGGAUUUUCUUCUUGCGGCUGAUAUUUUAAGGCAGCAAACUGUGCGACAGCUGCAAAGAAUCUUGAGCACGCGACAAGCAGCUCGAGCCCUCCUUGUCAUCAAUGAUUUCGUUUCCCAACUACGAAAUGUAAAAUGCUUCAGGCCUACAAAUCUUCGUAGGCUGGCUCAGAAUCAUCAAGAGGCUACGAGGAAGGGUCGGUCUGGGAAAAAGGGUAUACUUGUUACAAUUGAAUAUCCUAAUAAGGAUCAUUCUCAUUCAGUGGUUGAAAAUGGUGCCUCCGCAUUCGACAUGGACUAUGAGCGUUGGGUAGAAGAGCACCAACAUGUGAUCAACAACCUAAGAAAAGCUUUCAAUUCUCAAAUGGGAGAAGAUAAUAAGGAUGAACUACACAUCGCUAUCGUGGGCGUUACAUCACAUUACGAAGAAUUAUCAAGGUUAAAGAGCAUGGGGACAAAGGCUGACGUAUUUCACAUGCUCUCUGGUACGUGGAAGACGCCUGUUGAAAGAUGUUUUAUGUGGUUGGGUGGAUUCCGAUCAUCUGAACUCGUCAAGAUAAUAAUGAAAGAGCAGCUAGAGGCAUUAACAGAGGAGGAAUUGGGGGGGAUGUAUAAUCUGCAGCAGGCUUCGUGGCAACUUGAGGAUGCUUUAUCACAAGCCAUGCAGGUAUUACAACAAUCUCUUGUAGAGACACUUUGCUCCAACUCGUUCGGCCUCGAACACUCCGGUUCUGAAUACAGUACGAGUCAAAUGGCACUUGCAAUGAGCAAGCUUGCCUCAUUGGAGAGUAUAGUUCUCCAGGCUGAAUUGUUGAGGCAACAAACUCUGAAAGAGUUGCAAAGAAUCUUGAGGACACGACAAGCAGCACGUGCAUUCCUUGUGAUCAAUGACUACAUCUCUCGACUACGAAAUGUUAAAACUGCAAGCUCUCCAGUCGAGGGCAUGCCAUCGAACUUGCACCAGAAACUAGCUACUUCAAUGAAUCUGCACCAAGAAGAUGACCAACUGAUGAAGAAGAAUCAAAUUAAAGCAGUGAAGCUUCAUGGAGGAAGAUCCAAGUUGCUGAUGAAGAAUAAAGCAAAUGGUCAUUUGAAGUCACCGUCAAAAGGGUUGGGUGAGAAAAGGAGAUGUGUUGUGUUUGAAAUCUCGUUUUAGAUGGGAUAAUAAUAAUUUACUCUGAAAAUUUGGAUUGGUUUCUAAACGAAACAUUCUUAUGUAAUAUUUGAAUUGUGGGAAAAUAUCUUUUUAAAAAAAAAGAAAGAGAGAGAAAUGGACCAAUCACAUUUUCUUUCUAA
Prosopis cineraria is the source of this 2061-nucleotide messenger RNA. Its product is annotated as transcription factor TGA2.3-like. The coding region runs from base 143 to 1921 and encodes 592 amino acids. Gene Ontology annotation, molecular function: sequence-specific DNA binding. Lineage: Eukaryota; Viridiplantae; Streptophyta; Magnoliopsida; Fabales; Fabaceae. The record is from RefSeq and is a predicted model, not a curated record. The transcript is spliced from 11 exons. Gene Ontology annotation, biological process: DNA-templated transcription.